Messenger RNA from Amblyraja radiata (thorny skate), 2222 nucleotides. RefSeq names its product LTO1 maturation factor of ABCE1 (gene lto1). Lineage: Eukaryota; Metazoa; Chordata; Chondrichthyes; Rajiformes; Rajidae. The transcript has 5 exons. The record is from RefSeq and is a predicted model, not a curated record. The coding region runs from base 16 to 492 and encodes 158 amino acids.
GCGGGUGAAGCCGCCAUGGACCCGCUCACGGCCGCGGCCUCCACCUCCUCCACCUCCACCUCCACCUCCUCCUCACGCCGCCCGGACACCGACCCCGACCUGUUCGACACCAUCGUCCUGGCUGACAACGAAUUUCGUGGAAAAGGUUAUCGUGAAGGGUUUAUUGAAGGAAGUCAAUUGGGAGAAACUGAGGGACGACAAUAUGGGUUAGCAAAUGGUGCAAAGCUUGGAUCUGAGGUUUCCUUUUACAAAGGCUUUACAAUGACCUGGAAAUCACUUCUUCAGAAUAACCCAGAUACUAAAAACAGUAAAAGACUGAAAGUCCUAAAUUCAAUGCUGGAGAUGGUUCACAGCUUUCCCUAUGAAGACCCCACCAAUGACACGUUGCAGGAGGACUUGGAGAAGAUGCGGGCCAAGUUUAAGCAGAUUUGCUCUUUGCUGAAUAUACAGCCCACUUUACACAAGGAGAAAGCAGCUGCGAUGUCCUUCUGAAGCACAACGUUCGACUGGUCUUAGAGGCACUCCAUCUGGGAGAACAUUCGGGCAAAGCGGCCAUUUCACAGAGUGUCUGAGGUUACUUCUGCAUGCAAAUGUAGAGGUUGGAACUGGAUAAAGUCAGAUUGUCUCAGGGUAGCAAUGGCUCCAGUAACUGCAGUUUUGAAUGCUGCUCAAAUUUGAGCUGCAAAUAUAUUUACUGCCGGGAAAGAUGAAAUUCAGAUUCCUUCAUCCUUCAGUAAGAGGAAAGCAUUUUUAUUUUUACUUGCCGUUUUUAUCUUAAUGCCACAUGAACCAACUGCUGCAUAACUGUGGGAGUUUAGUGUACUGCCAGUGGUAAAUUUUUGAAGAGAGACUUUGUUAAUGAAAUGUAGUUCGCUCCCAUCUGAGUUGAUUUUCCCUGAGCUAUUAAAAUCUGAAUUAUUUGAAACAUACACAGGGUGGAAUAGAUCAGUAGAGUUAAAUGCAAAAAUGUUGACAACAUAUGCUGGAAAUUUCCACAUCGUCGUUGUUCUUCGGUGUUGGAUUAAAAUUGACAUGCACUUUAGAUUUGAUUGUGGAGAAAUUGCAUUAUUGUAGCGCCUGUCACAACCUCACAACCUCACAAUGUGCCUAACCUUUCCACGGAAUACUUUUGAAAUAUGGUCACCAUUGAAUUGCAGAAAUACCACCAAUGUUAGAAGAUCGAAACAUCUUGCAAUUACUUUUUUUUUUUUCUCUCUCAGUAAUGUUGUUUGAAGGAUAAAUGUGGCCAGGAUUCUGAGGGAGACAACUCUGGAGACAAGCUGCUGGAGACAGUGAGCUUGAGGAAACGGGUAGUUAAUGUCUUGUCUAAAGAAGACGUUUUUACCAGUGCAGCAGUCAUUCUUUGCUGGUGGACAAAAAUGCUGGAGAAACUCAGCGGGUGCAGCAGCAUCUAUGGAGCGAAGGAAAUAGGCAACGUUUCGGGCCGAAACCCUUCUUCAGACCCUUCAUUCAUUGCUGUCUGGAGAAGUGUCUCGAACCAAAACGACACCCAUUCUUUCUCUCGAGAGAUGCGGCCUGUCCCGCUGAGUUCCUCCAGCAUUUUGUGCCUAUCUUCAUUACUGCACUGCAAGUCCACCCCACCUUACGAGCUCCUGACUUAUGGACACCCAUCGCACACCAACGUGCGCUCGGGACAAGAGGGAUUGAUUUGACGGCUGCUGCAGGGCUACGGGCAUCUUCUGUUGGGUGGGGACGGGGCAGUUGUGCAAACCUUCUCUCCCCACGCCUUCCCCUCUCCCUCAGACACAAGUGGGGUCUGGGUCGGGUUGAGCGGAGCUGGCAGCACUGGGACAGUGAAGCUACUCUUUCCUUGCCUGCUCACUCUCCCAUCUCAGCUGAACCUGUGAUCCUCUCCCAGGUACUGCUUUAGUUCAUUUCCGACGUGAACUGUUCUCCAGAACAGAGCCCUGUGGUAAACUGGGGUCUUCCUGUGGUGACUCAUUUUAAACUAUCUGCUCAUACAUGAAGCGUGAUUUAAACCAAGGCUGACACUGUGUGUCGUUUUGUUGAGAAGUGUUUGGAUAUGACUAGACAAACAGUAUUUUAACUGUUUAAUGAUGAAUUUUGUUUAAAUUGCUUAUUGUAGUUGUGUGAUAUAAAAUCUAAACAAUUACUAAAAUUUGACACAAUAUUUAUAUUGAAUUUACGGAUUUGUUUUGAAUGUAUGGAUUUAAUAAAUUAAUAAAUGUUAUUAAAAGUGA